AAUAAAUAGUUUCAUUUCGUGCGCGUGUUCGUUGACAGAGUUUUAACUAUUUGGUAAUUGAUAUUUUAAUUUUUUGUAAUUCUUUGGCUGUAUCCCAAAAAAAGGAUAAUUUAAAAAUAGUUCUAGCAAUGUAUCAAGUAAAACCAACUAGCGUAGAUUUCGAAAUACAAAUUCCUAAUUGCAUGUAUAAGGUUAAAAUUGACCAAACAUCAUCCACUGCUUUGCGAACUAACGAAGAAUUUAUUAAAGUUAAUCAUACUACGGUGAAAUCUUUUGAUAUUCUGGAUGGCAAAAUUAACACUUUAUUAAAAAAAAGUGACAUGGAGAAUAUAGAAGCACGGCAAGAAUUACUCUUAGAUCAAUUACAUAAAUUUAAAACACGACUUUUAGAAAUUCGAAAAAAAUUAAAAUUGAAUAUAUCGCCCAAAAAAGGUAACACGACAGUAAAUAAAAACUUAAAAAACGAGGAUCUGGGGUUUAGAAAAAAAUCGUUAGAUAUUUUUGAAAACUAUUCCGAAAUUGAUAUCGUAGUUAACGCUCAUCCAAAAUUUGUGCCCUAUGGAUUGCUCGGAAUAAAAAAUGCUUGGAAAAAUCAAGUUAAUUUCGAUGUAAAAAUUUUUUCUCACUCUACUUUACAAGAUAUCUCACCAGAAGCGAAACAUUUCCAAAAGCAAAUUACAGAUGGAAGUAUUACGAAUUCAAAAAAUCCUUCAAUUAAAACCACAAUAAUUUGGAAAAACUGUGAACAUACUGAAAUGAUAAGCUCUCCCACAAUGUAUAAACCAAUUUAUGGAGAAAUAAAUAUUUUACGAUUUUUGGCUAGGAUUGGACCAUACGACUUUAGAUAUGAUUUCACUUCAAAUGCUAAUCAAAUCGAUUCUAUUCUCGAUAUUUGUUAUCAAUUGUUGCGAUGCUCCGGAAAUGCUCAGCAAGAACUUUUAAGAAAUUUAAGCAAACUCUUAGAUAAACAGAAAUUUUUUGGUGGUGAAAAUUUAUCUAUUGCCGACAUAGCAGUUAGUAGUUCCUUAAAAAGAAUUCAACAGGCCGCAUUAAAAAAUUUGCCAGAAAAUAUGAAAAAAUGGCAAAAUAUUAUAAAAAACAUUUUAUAUUAAUUCAGUAGGCGUAUUUAUAUAACUUGAUUUAUUUAUUAUAUUGAUCUUGCUUUCCGAUUGAAUUUAAUAAAAUUCAAAUUAAGUCUAAUCAAAA
Messenger RNA from Condylostylus longicornis, 1206 nucleotides. RefSeq names its product probable aminoacyl tRNA synthase complex-interacting multifunctional protein 2 (gene AIMP2). Gene Ontology annotation, cellular component: aminoacyl-tRNA synthetase multienzyme complex. NCBI's taxonomy places the organism in Eukaryota, Metazoa, Arthropoda, Insecta, Diptera, Dolichopodidae. The coding region runs from base 129 to 1112 and encodes 327 amino acids. The record is from RefSeq and is a predicted model, not a curated record. The transcript has 2 exons.